UUCGGGGUUUAGCUGAGUUGGCCAUAAAGAUCUUCCUUUGCUACUGUCGCAAGAGAGUGAAAGUGAAUUUUGCUGUUUGUAUCUUGGACGCUGGUUUUAUAUUAAAGUGUAUUUUAUUCAUGGAUAAAAGCUUCUGAUAGCAUGGCUGAAUAUUCAGAAGCAAAACAUGGUGGAAACAAGAGUGCCAAGAAAGAAGGAGCUUCUGGGAGCUCUUUUUUUACAUGGUUCAUGGUAAUUGCACUUCUGGGAGUAUGGACAUCAGUUGCAGUGGUUUGGUUUGAACUUGUUGAUUACGAGGAAGUACUAGGAAAACUUGGGAUCUAUGAUGCUGAUGGCGAUGGUGAUUUUGAUAUGGAAGAUGCCAAGGUUUUGCUAGGACUUAAGGAAAGAUCUGUCCCAGAACAGUCAAUGCCAAGAAGUGCUGAAGAGGUUAUCCAACCUGCAGAAAAGCCACAUGUGAAAACAGAACACGUACAUGUUAAAACAGAACCUGAAGAUGAAAUUGAGGCCUUACUACAUGAAGUUCUUGACUCACAACUUGAAAAAGGUGAACUAGAUGAAGAAAAAGGUGAAAUAGAUGAACACCAUGAAGAAACAGAUUUUCAGGAGGAGGAAGAAAAAGAAGACAAUAAUGAACUAUCUGAAGAACCCACAACAGAACAGAGUUAUGAUAAAGAAAAAGAAGACAAAAUACCUGAAAUAACAGAGAAAACAAGUUCUACCCAAGAAGAAUCUGCAAAUCACUACCAACCCAAGGAUCAAGAAGAAUAUGACACCGAUGUUUUAAACGACUAUUCUCACGUGGAAGAAGACACAAAUGAGCCAGAAAUCUCAGAAUCUGCUCCAGAAAAUACAGAACAGCCUGACCAUGUGGAAGAAGAAGAGUUAGAGACAGAAGAGUUCACUGAGCAUACUAAAACAAUUGACCAUCCAGAACAAAUACAUGAACGUGAUGCAGAUGUUUCAGAUUCUGCUACUGAACCUAUUCAGUCAGUACACAAGGAUGAACAUACAGAAGAUCAUGUGGCUGCUCAACAACAUGAUACAGAAGUUCCUGUUCACACAGAAGAUUAUACAGAGGAUGAUAUAAUUGAUACUUAACGCUUCAAAAAGACUCCCUACAUCAGGAGGACCAGCCUAAACCAUAUUCUACACAGUGGCAGCAGAUGUUUGUUAAAUAUUUUCUAUGACAUAAUUAAUGGAGCUCAGAAAAUUAGUGGUGGGUGGUAGACACUAAAAAGUGUUUCACAAAUUACUUUAUGAGACUAUUCCAUUUAGAAAUUCCAUUUUCAAUUCAUUUCCCAUAACUACUAAUAUAACAUAAAAAUGUAAAACCUUUUAAAAAGUACUUCAUAUGCAUGGCAAAUUCCUUUCUUAAAAUUAUCCAAUAAAUGCAAAAGAUACUUCUGAAAAUUCCUAAACAGUGAAGGAUUACAUAGCACCAUAGCACAUAGCUCACCUUUUACUAUAUCAAUUAACUUUAGCAUAUAUUUAGAAUACUAAUAUUCACUUUUAAUAUUUUUGUAGCAUUUAGUAUACAUUUUUUACUUCUCUUAUUAGUGGACAAAUUAAUUGUAUCUGAACCUUAAUAUGUGGUUUUCACAUAAUUGUAAAUGUGCUAUUUAUAAUGUAAAAGUAAAUUAUGGGUGUAACCUGAUUUUACAAAGUUUUCAAAUGUGAACAAAUUUUUUUGGUAUAUUUACAUGCCUUAUGGCAAAAAACUAGUGAAAUAGGACUGUGAAAUAAUUUUGACUUGGACUUCUACGUACUAAUUUUGUAUGCCAUUAUUUAUCUGACGUUAGCCCAGGUAAAGCAAAUAAUUUAACCAUAGUCCAGGAGGAUCACUAAAUAUAUAUUUUUUACUUUUUUAUGUUUUGAUGGACUGAUUCUUCUAAUGAAACUUUAAUAUUAAAACACCUUUUUCUUUUGGAUUCAUUAUUAUCUCUGCUACAGUUUCACAUAAACUGCCAGGCAAUUAAAUAUUGAUAUUACGUAAGUGAUAUCCUUGUAACUUCUUAUAAUAAUAGAACUUCUGCAGUAAAUAAGAUUGAAAAGUAAAUGAUCUUAGGCUUACAGUUUAAUCAUUACUGCUUGUAACUGCUUUACCAAAAACUUUGUUACAUUUAUUUCUUAAUAAAUAUUUACUCUGCUUACGAAAGAUGAUUAACUGAGGCAGUGUGUAAGAAAAUUGUUCUUAGUCUGCUGCAUAAUUUAAAGAUAUUCUUUCAGAAAAAAUAAAUACUUUUCAAACUGACAUAGGAAA
Molecule: messenger RNA, 2263 nt
Organism: Pseudonaja textilis
Lineage: Eukaryota; Metazoa; Chordata; Lepidosauria; Squamata; Elapidae
Source: RefSeq, a predicted model, not a curated record